CACUUCUCGAUGUACAGUUACUCGCAGCGGACAACUUUUUGCCUUUUGUUGGAGUUUGUUUGCUCAACGGAAAUGCUUGUGGGUUUUUAAAGGAACUAUUGAGCACAGUGUUGUUUGGUUACCGUGGCCAUUAUGUCAGUAACCCGCCGAGCAGCCUUCCAGGGACCAGGGCUGUACCCCCUUUAAAGGGCGGCAGCUGCACUGGCUGCUGGGAUGCUACGGAAGAGCAGCAGCAGCAGUAGUGGUGGCAGUGGGACAAAUCACACCCAGGGUCUGCCACGACACCUCUCCAAAACCCUCACAGGAUCUCUGUCAGCCGGAUCCACCAAGACCUUGGAUAUGGGCCGCAGCUCGAAGAACCCCAACCCUCUGAGCAGCAUGGGGCUAUCGUCUCAGCUGGUGGGAGCACCAGGAGUGGACCCGGAGUAUGUAAUGCAGCUGGUUAAUGACGUGCGGUGGUUCGCCGAUGUGCUGCUCAACCUCAAGGAUGCUUUCCAGUGUAAAGAAAAUCUGGAAGGUCUUCAGCAAGUGGUGCAGGAACGUUUGGCAGAGUUACUUCGUGUCCUCAAGGCUGUUAUUGGCAAACACCAGACCCUGAACUCUGUGGACAUCCUGGGAGCGGCCGGCACGGUCAUUGCCAAGGUCAAAGGCGUUAACUUCAAGGAAGUGAACCCUGAAAACAAAACGGCUAUAUUUGGCGAGAUACACACAUCCAUUGACACUUUGGCUUUCACAUUCGGCAAUGUAGUUUCUGACUUCCUUAUGGGAGAUGUGGACAGCGGCACAGGGUUGGGGAUCCCCCAGACCAGGAGAAGCAGGUCUUAUGACAACCUCUCUGUGGAUCCUGAGGGAUAUGUUUCAGAGAAAAGUGACCUUGUGGGCCCAGAGGUGCUGUUGUCACGGGAGGAGGAAGUUGACUUGACCCUGCUGAAGAAUGACAGCGGGGUGGAGUCUGCUCUUCUCUACGCCAAGGCCUGGUCCAAGUAUAUCAAAGACCUUUUGGUCUGGAUGGAGAAAAGAAUGGCCAUGGAUAUUGAAAAUGCUAAAAGUUAUGCCAAAAUGGCUGAGUCUGCAAAGACACUGGCCAGUCAACAGGAUUACAUGCCAUUCAGUGAUAUCUACAUUUCCACAUUCAAGAAGGACAUUGAAUACAACCAGCUGCUUAUUCAAACUUCAAUGGCUCUUCAAACCAACAAAUUCAUACAGCCUCUUCUGGCUCGCAAGAAUGAACUGGACAAGCUGAGGAAAGACAUAAAGGAGCAGUGGCAGAGGGAACAAAAGAAAAUGCAAGAGGCAGAUGCAACCUUGCGUAAGGCACGAGCCUUGAAGGCCCAGAGGAGAGAGGAGUACCAGAAAGCCCACUCAUCUACCAACCGCUCCCAGGAGGAGCAGUCUAAUAAUACCGCUAACAAACAGCUGGAGAAGAAGAGGAGGCUGGAGGAGGAGGCUCUGCAGAAGGUAGGCAGGGAAGAAGAUAAAGGCGGGAAAAUGGCGGAGGAAGCCCAGGACCAGUACCAGAGCUGUAUGGCUGACGCAGGCGUCAGGAGGCUGGAUCUAGCUAACACGAAGAGCACCAUCCUCACACAGAUCCGAGAGAUGGUCUUUCAGUGUGACCUCACACUCAAAGCUGUGACCGUGAACUGGUUUCAGAUGCAGCAGGCGCAGACUGUGUCGCUCCCUCCCCACUACCAGGCCCAGAGCGACAGUGCCAAGUUGUACGAACCGGGUGAAUGCUAUGCUGAAUUUGUCCGGAACCUGCCCAAAAAUCUUCCCAAAGAGCGCCUGCACUCUGACUCCAUCUCCUCUGACAACACCAGGUUUGUGUUCAAAAGAUCAGUGGGCAGCACUCAUUCCUCCCAUGGCAACCUGUCGCAGGCAUCUAUCACCUCCUGUGAUGUGCUGAGCGGAGACGAAGUGGACGUUCCCUUACACCGGCCAGCAAAGAUCAGCGAGCGGCGGUCCAACAGUAGCACAGACAUACAAGCGCUGAGAAGUCAGGCCCCGCUGAGAUCCUGGGCCUCCAGUAGUCAGGGAAGCCAGGGCGGGAUGUGCAGUGACUCGGAGAGUGCCGGAGGCAGCAGCGAGUCGAGGUCCAUGGACUCCCCCACCGCCAGUCCAGGUGACUUCAAGCGACGGCUGCCCAGGACUCCCUCUACUGGAACAAUGUCUUCUGCUGAUGACUUGGAUGAGAGGGAGCCACCAUCACCCUCAGACAAUGGUCUGGCAGAAAUGGUGACAGAGACUGCCAGUUCUCCGGGUCCUUUCCGAAAUGCUCAGAUGUCCAAAGCUGCUCAAACCCACAAGCUGAGAAAACUGCGAGCGCCUUCUAAAUGCAGGGAGUGUGACAGUCUGGUCGUUUUCCAUGGAGCUGAGUGUGAGGAGUGCUCCCUGGCCUGCCAUAAGAAGUGUCUAGAGACUCUUGCUAUCCAGUGUGGCCAUAAAAAGCUGCAAGGCAGACUACACCUGUUUGGUAUUGACUUUACCCAAGCAGCAAAAAACAGCUCAGAUGGUAUCCCCUUUAUCAUCAAGAAGUGCACGUCUGAGAUAGAGAGUCGAGCCCUCAACAUCAAGGGGAUUUAUCGUGUAAAUGGAGCCAAAUCACGUGUUGAGAAGCUCUGUCAAGCAUUUGAAAAUGGGAAGGACUUGGUUGAACUAUCUGAACUCUCACCUCAUGACAUCAGCAAUGUCCUCAAACUCUACCUGAGACAGUUACCAGAGCCAUUGAUCCUGUAUCGAUACUACAACGACGUCAUUGGCUUGUCCAAAGAGUGUCAGAGAGUGAUAGUGGAGGAGGCUGAUAAACGACAGACCACGCAGACAGAAGAGAAAGUCGGUCCAAGCAUACAGCUCAACAGAGUCAUUUUCAAGAUCCGAGAUCUGCUCCGCCAGUUGCCCACAGCCAACUACAGGACUCUGCGCUACCUUAUAGCACACCUGAACAGAGUGACAGAGCAGGCGGAAGAGAACAAGAUGACUGCGAGUAACCUGGGCAUUAUCUUUGGCCCCACACUGGUGAAGCCACGGCAGACAGACGCAGAGGUGUCCUUGUCCUCCCUGGUGGACUACCCCUACCAGGCCCUGAUGGUGGAGCUGCUGGUGCGAAACUUCCAAACGGUGUUUGACGUCUCGACUCUGCCUGGCUCCGACAUCGCCACCGCUGGCCAAGGGUCCCCCAGACUCACCCCUCAAGAGAAGCUGCAGCGGCUCAGCAGACACUCCACCUCUCUGAUGGACAUCAAAGAGAGUGCCAAAGCGUACAAAAGAUACUCAUCAGUGAUCCCAUCCUCACACAUCCUGGACGAGGUGCAGGAGGUCCAGCCAGGAACAGACAGAACAGGGGUCUCGGUCGUGGAUGGACUCAAUGGGAUCCAGACAUCUAGUGGAGGAGAUGUCCAGAGGUCAACCUUAGUGUUUGGCCGUCCCAGCACCAUCAUACCUCCCACUACCAACGUGGCACCAAAGGUCCAGCUACGCACGCAGCGCACCAGAAACGUGUCUCGGCCGAUCAGCAUGCCGCUGGAACGUCUCCCCAACCCUGCUCAGAUCAGCGAGAGGAAUAAUCGAAACACUGCUGCUAAUGUUGACGCAACCUCCUCUGACCGGGACGUCGUGGCCGAAACUAUACAGGAGAUUCCAGAGCCAGAAAAGGCACGCCAGUGUGGCUCAUCCAGAGUAAGCACCUACUACAUCACGCCUUUCAUUGACACACAGACAAUGCAGAGGAGAACGUGGGACAGGAAGUACAAGCACUAUGAUGUUACACCCAGGACUGCUAUGAUUGUGGCCAACCUGCCGUCUGCCAGCUCUGGAGUGCAACCUAUAAAGGCAACGGUGCCUGUCACUCUUAACCCAACUGUAACCACUGCCUCUGUGGUCUCAACCACAUCUAGUUUGAGCACCGUAUUCUCCACCAACCCCUACACUAUGCCGGUCAAGCCUGUCUGGACUUCUAAAAGGGAAAAUGACACAGAUAAUUCAGUCAGUGAAUCUAGCAGCUCACCAAACCUUCCACUAACACUCAGGGCACCGAGGACUCUGCAGCCUCCUCCUGGAACUUUCUACAAGCCCCCUGUUUCCAUUAACAGCAGAGCUAGGACGCUACCAAACUGGACUACUACUGUUACGACCAUUACCACCACCACCACCACCCCUUCACUUGCCCCGAUCAACCCUGGACACGUAGUCACCCCGUCCCCUGCCCUUGUAAGCCCCCCACAGACACGGCUCCAGACGCAGGACUCCACCGACAGUGCCAUUGACCCUGAGGGCUCGACCUCCGCUACCCUUUCACCCCCCCAGUCCCCACCCCCAAGCAGCCCUGACGACCUCAGCCCCAGUGAGACUAAACCCGUCUACCAAAGACUGCGACCUCGGCGGCUGCAGGAGCUUGAGCACAGAGAGGCUCAUUUUGUCUGAUGCCAAAAAAAAACAUAUCUGUAAAUAUUAAUGUAUCUGUGCCAUAGUGUAAACUGGGGGAACAUUUUUAUCAAUGAGCUGAGAGUGGGAAAAUAUAAAGGCCUGUGAAAAUAAACCAUGAAAGUGUUAUAAGUACUAAUAUAUUCUAUUUUACACAUUGAAGUCGUAGUGUCACGAAGACGAGAAGAGUGGGAUCAACAUGAAUGUUUAGUCUCAUGUUCUUAAAUAACAAAUAUGUGAAUAGUCUGUUUUUAUGUCAAAGAAAAUUUACCAACCACAAAAUGGAUUUCUGUCUGUAAAGAAUUGUAAGCCUAUCAUUUUCUUUGUUGUUUUGUUUUUAUUUGAUUUGUUCCAAAAUAUUUUAUUGUAAUCACACAAUGCACUUAAUACAGGUUCAAAUUCUAAUGUUGCCUUUAUUGUUAAAAUUUGCUCAAUUUUUGUGUUUUAUUCCACAAGGAGUAGAUUGAAGUAUUUUUAACAUGAGGUUCUUAAUUAUAAAGAAUUCAGCUUUUUUACCUUUUUGAAUUUUCCAUCGUAGCCUGUGAUUGGUACAUUUUUUCUCAGUAUGUAAGCCUUAUGUAUCUGUUUACGUUUUUUAUAUCUAUACUUACAUACUGCAUGUUCAUCACGGUAACUUUGUCUCAUCGCAAUAUCGUGACUAUACAGCAGAAAAAUGACAUGCAACAGUUGCAAAUUGCUGCAAAUUAAAAAAUAUAUAUAGUUUAAACUGUUA
Seriola aureovittata is the source of this 5149-nucleotide messenger RNA. RefSeq names its product rho GTPase-activating protein 29-like. Gene Ontology annotation, biological process: signal transduction; activation of GTPase activity. NCBI's taxonomy places the organism in Eukaryota, Metazoa, Chordata, Actinopteri, Carangiformes, Carangidae. The coding region runs from base 214 to 4416 and encodes 1400 amino acids. Gene Ontology annotation, molecular function: GTPase activator activity. Gene Ontology annotation, cellular component: cytoplasm. The record is from RefSeq and is a predicted model, not a curated record. The transcript is spliced from 22 exons.